Clonostachys solani is the source of this 1143-nucleotide messenger RNA. The record is from the annotation of a GenBank genome assembly. NCBI's taxonomy places the organism in Eukaryota, Fungi, Ascomycota, Sordariomycetes, Hypocreales, Bionectriaceae.
AUGAUCCGCUCAACGCUUCUAUCAGCGCUGGCUGCUGCCUCUCUGGCUUCAGCUCAAACAUUUACCGACUGUGACCCGACAAAGCAAGACUGCCCAGCAGCACCUGCCUUGGGAAGCAAGGGACUGAACUGUGACUUCACCCAGGGCGCCUGUGAGGGUAUUCAGUUAGCUGAUGGUACUAACCUUACUUAUACCGCCGACAAGGGUGCUCUGUUCUCCAUCACGGAUCCUAGCCAGGCGCCUACUGUUGCUACCGAUGACUACAUCUUCUUUGGUCGCAUCGAGGUAGUCGCUCAGGCUACACCCGGAAGGGGCGUCGUGACCUCUGUGGUCUUGCUCUCAGCGGACCUUGACGAGAUUGACUGGGAGUGGGUAGGUGGCGAUGCCACAAGGGUCCAGUCGAACUGCUUCAGCAAAGGAUCGAGUACUUUCAACUGCCAGGGGAUCUACCCACUCUCUCUCCCCAUGGCUUCCUUCCAUUCAUAUGUCAUCGAGUGGACCUCGAAAAAGAUCGAUUGGAUCAUUGACAACAAAGUGGUGAAGACCCUCAAGUACGAAGAUGCCAAUGGCGGCUCGGGAUUCCCCCAGACCCCUUCGCAAGUCAAGCUCGGUACUUGGGUUGCUGGAAAGGAGGGCAAUGGCCAGGGAACCAUCGAUUGGGCAGGCGGCCUUGCCGACUUUUCCCAAGCUCCCUUCAAUGCUUACUACAAGUCUCUGAAGAUUGUUGACUAUGCCGGCGGCGACUCUGCCACGACAGACAACGUUAAGGAGUAUGUUUAUGGAGAUAAGACCGGGAAGUGGCAAAGCAUCAAAGUCAACAAGGAGGACGACUCUAGCAGCGCCUCCCCAUCCUCAACCACGACCUCUGCAGCAAGCCUCCCUACUUCAAGCUCUGUUCCGAAUCUACCAAGCACGACUACUGACGCGGCUUUCACAACCAUAACCACAACCACAACUGCCGAUGCCAGCGCCCCGACUUCGACUGGUAUUCCGGGCUUCCCUUCUGAUGACCACUCAUCACAUUGGACAUGGCCUAUGUGGCCUUCGUGGCGCAAGUGGUCAUACAAGCUUUUUCGUGGCAAGUUCAUUGAUCGGUCUUACCACCGGCGGAACGGAUUCACCUGGAAAUGGUCAUCUCACUAA